CGCUUUUUGAUUGCAUUAUUCAAGUGAAGUGCAUUCAACCAGAAUGAAAUUUUUCACAGCUUUAACAAUUUUGGCGUUAGCCCUUGUUUUAGGUGCUGUGGCUCACAAAUGCCCAAUCCCAUGCACCAGGGAGUUGAAUCCUACUUGUGGUUUCAAUGGUUCCUGCUACAGGAAGUUUGGUUCCCCGUGCUUUAUGGAUCUUUAUAAUUGCGAGAAUGAAGAAAAUUUUGUUGCGGUACCACCAGGAGAGUGUGCCACAACCAAACUCCGAUGCAAUGAGUAGAACAAAGAAGAUAUGAACCACGUCAUAAUUUUUGUUCCGAAUGUAAAAUUCUAUUUUGUUUUAUGAUGGAAGAAUAAAUCUGUUAAAAUGCA
Messenger RNA from Hermetia illucens (black soldier fly), 375 nucleotides. Its product is annotated as turripeptide Pal9.2-like. The record is from RefSeq and is a predicted model, not a curated record. Lineage: Eukaryota; Metazoa; Arthropoda; Insecta; Diptera; Stratiomyidae. Gene Ontology annotation, molecular function: protein binding. The transcript has 3 exons. The coding region runs from base 44 to 283 and encodes 79 amino acids.